CCAGUCUCUUACACACAGAUGUGUUUGUGUAGUUCCACAAAAUGUCCAGCAGGAGGUGCAGAUUGACUUCCUGUAAUCUGUGCUUGUAUGAGAGGUGGAUCGGAAUUGCUGUGGUUUGUGUUUCAUACGAACCGAGUUUCGCCCAUAAGUAAGGCACCAGUUCUGUUCGGAGAACAGGGAUUUAGGAUCCAGACUCGUGACUCAAACUGUCUGGGGAGGCUUAUUUUGUCGCCAUGUUUAAUUUGAUGAAGAAAGACAAGGAGCGGGAGGGUAGCAGGAAAGAGAAGAAAGAGAAAAAGGAGAGGAUGUCUGCGGCAGAGUUGCGCAGCCUGGAGGAGAUGAGCAUGCGGCGGGGGUUUUUCAACCUUAAGAGGGAGUCUAAGCGGGAGUCCAGGUACAAAGUGGAGAUCUCCAACCCAAUUCCAAUCAAAGUGGCCAGCAGCAAUGAGUUUUCCCUCACUGACAUUGAGUUGGAUGAUGUCAGCAACCGAAGCAGUGUGGUCCUGGACUACCAGAUAAGCAUUGCCAGCUCCACUGAUGACUUGAAAGGUGAGGGUGGAGGAGGAGGACAGGAUGGACACCGCAGUUCUGUACGGGAUCGUGUGGCUCACUUUGGUUCACUUGCCAAGCAGAACUCCUCACAGGUGGGGCAGAUGAUGAAACGCUUCUCCUUCUCCCAGAGGAGCAAGGAGGAGAGCCCAUCAGAGGGCGCCACUCUGUCUAGACAGAACUCUGCUCCAUCACCGCAGGUAGAGAGCAAAGUUUUCAACAUGCUACGCAAGCACACUCAAAGAGUUCAACCAGAAGUGUCAGACACCAAAAAAGUUUUCAUCCCUGAACUGGUUGACAAGAUUUUUCCUGCACAAUUGGAGCUGCCUACUGUGGUUGCACCAGGUACCCCAGAAACACGGGAGAUGGAACUGCAGAGGCGCAACACCGGUGACUUUGGAUUUUCUUUGCGUCGCACCACUAUGCUAGAUCGCAGCCCUGACGGAACAGUCUACAGGCGCGUGGUCCACUUUGCUGAACCUGGUGCUGGCACCAAGGACCUGGCGCUUGGACUUGUGCCUGGUGACAGGCUGGUGGAGAUAAAUGGUCGGAACGUGGAAAACAAGAGCCGUGACGAAAUAGUUGAGAUGAUCCGUCAGUCAGGAGACACAGUCAGGCUUAAGGUACAGCCCAUCCUGGAGCUGAGCGAGCUGAGCCGCUGCUGGUUGAGGAACAUCGAGGGGCUGCGCAGGGAGGCCAGACAUUUGAAGACAGAGGAGCAGAUUACAGCAGAGCAGGCCUGGUAUCGAUCAGAGAAAGUCUGGCUGGUUCACAAAGAUGGCUUCUCUCUCGCCACUUUGCUAAAAACAGAGUGCGGCUCAGUCCAAGAGGGAAAGGUGAAAAUCAAGCUGGAGCAUGAUGGAACAAUACUGGAUGUGGAUGAAGAUGACAUAGAAAAGGCCAACCCUCCAACAUCUGACCGCUUAGAGGACCUUGCUUCACUGGUCUACCUAAACGAAUCCAGUGUGAUGCACUGCCUGAGGCAGCGCUACGGAGGAAACCUCAUCCAUUCCUUUGCUGGACCCAACAUGCUUAUUAUCAACCCCCUCAGCACACCUUCCAUGUAUUCUGAGAAGGUCAUGCACAUGUUUAAAGGCUGUCGGCGGGAGGACACUGCCCCUCACAUCUACGCUGUGGCCCAGUCAGCCUACCGCAACCUUCUCACCACCCAGCAGGAUCAGUCCAUUGUGCUUCUUGGCAAGUCUGGUAGCGGUAAAACCACCAACUGCCAGCAUCUGGUCCAGUACCUCGUUUCUAUAGCUGGAAGCACGGGCAAGAUCUUCUCUGCUGAGAAGUGGCAGGCAGUCUACACAAUCCUAGAGGCUUUUGGAAACUGCUCCACAACUAUGAACACGAAUGCCAGCCGCUUCUCUCAUGUUGUGUCCCUGGACUUUGAUCAGGCAGGACAGGUGGCUUCUGCCUCCAUCCAGACAAUGCUGCUGGACAAACUGAGGGUGAGCAGAAGACCCGAAGCAGAGUCCACCUUCAACGUGUUUCACUAUGUGUUGGCUGGAGCUGACAGCAGUUUGAGAACUGAUUUGCACCUUAACCAGAUGUAUGAGAGCAGUGAUUUUGGAAUCCACCCACACUCCAAGACUGAGGACAAGCAGCGAGCAUUGCAACAGUUCACCAAGCUGCAGGCUGCAAUGAAAGUGCUGGGCAUCUCUGUGGAGGAACAGAAGGCUCUCUGGCUUAUUCUAGGGGCCAUUUGUCACUUAGGGGCCGCAGGAGCCACAAAUGAUGGAGACGAAGUGUAUUCCUCACUUCCCCCAGGGGUUGAAGGGGACCUUCCGACUUUCCAAAUUAGAUUUUUAACAGGACGCAAGCAGUUUGCCCACCAUGAAUGGGCCCAGAAGGCUGCCUACCUCCUGGGCUGCACCCUUGAUGAACUGUCCUCACUAAUCUUCAAGAAUCAGGCCAGGGGAGUGCAGCCUCUGUUCAGAGGACCCACGGAUGAUAGUGGCCAAGGUGAUAGCUUAGGUUUUAAAUUAACAGCUCUGGAAUGUUUGGAGUCAAUGGCAUCAGGACUGUAUUCAGAGGUCUUCACUGUGGUCAUCUCUCUCAUAAACAGGGCUCUGAAGUCAAGCCAGCACUCUCUCUGCUCCAUUCUGAUUGUGGACACGCCAGGUUUCCAGAACCCUCGCCAGGCUCAGCAGCAAAGAGGAGCUACAUUUGAGGAGCUUUGCCAUAACUACACACAGGAGAGGCUGCAGACACUGUUUCGUGAACGUACCUUUGUCGAGGAGCUGGAAAGAUAUAAGGAGGAAAACAUAGAGCUUGUUUUAGAUGAAGUACAGUCCAGUCCCUCCCUGUCUAUAGCAGCUAUUGAUCAAGCUCCAUCACAAGCUCUGGUUCGUACAUUUUCCAGGAUCGAAGAGGCUCGAGGUCUUUUAUGGCUGAUGGAGGAAGAGGGUGUUAAGCCUGGAGGUUCAGAGGAAAUCAUGUUGGAGAGACUCUUUAGCUACUUCAGUGCUGGUCUGGGAGAAAAAAAAGGAGACAGUCUCUUGCUGCGAGGGGACAAGUCCCACAGUUUCCUUCUGGGUCACAGCCAUGGAACAGACUGGGUGGAGUACAACAUUCAAGGCUGGCUGGGCCAUGCUAAGAACAAUCCUGCAGCCCAGAACGCUGCCACUCUGCUGCAGGACUCUCAGAAGAAGAACAUUAGCGGUCUGUUCCUGAGCCGGUCCAGUGGGGCCACAGUGUUAUCGGGCUCUAUCGCUGGUCUGGAGGGCAGUUCUCAGCUUGCUCUGCGGCGAGCCACCAGCAUGAGAAAAACCUUCACCACAGGUGUUGCUGCUGUCAAGAAAAGGAGUCACUGUAUCCAGGUCAAACUCCAAGUGGAUGCUUUGAUUGACAUGGUGCGUCGUUCCAAGGUUCACUUCGUUCAUUGCCUGCUGCCUAAAAUGGAGGCAGUGGGAGGAAGUGACCCCCGUGUACUGCAUGGAGAGAGCUCUGACUCAGGUCUUAUGACUUUAGAUGUGGGCUUACUGAGAGCCCAGCUCCGAGGAUCUUACCUGUUAGAUGCUCUGCGCAUCUACAGACAAGGUUACCCAGACCACAUGGUGUUCUCAGAGUUCCGCAGACGCUUCGAUGUCCUCGCACCACAUCUGACCAAAAAACAUGGACGCAACUACAUAGUCCUAGACGAGAAAAGAGCAGUGGAGGAGUUGCUGGAGUCCCUGGAGCUGGAGAAGAGUAGCUAUUACUUGGGGCUAAGCAAGGUCUUUUUCCGAGCUGGAACUUUGUCCAGGCUGGAGGAGCAGCGUGAUGUCCAGACCAGGAGGAACAUCACUCUGUUCCAGGCUUCCUGCAGAGGAUAUCUGGCCAGACAAGCAUUCAAAAAAAGAAAGAUCCAAGAUCUUGCCAUCCGGUGCAUCCAGAAGAACAUCAAGAAGAACCGAGGUGUGAAGGACUGGCCAUGGUGGAAGCUCUUCACAACUGUUAGACCUCUGAUAGAGAUGCAGCUCACUGAGGAGCAGAUCAGUGGAAAGGAUGAGGAGAUUCAGCAGCUGAAACAAAAGCUUGAAAGGAUGGAGAAGGAGAGGAACGAGCUGAGGCUCAACAGUGACCGUCUUGAGAGCAGGAUCACAGAGCUGUCCACGGAGCUAGCUGAUGAGAGGAACACUGGGGAGUCGGCUUCCCAGCUGCUGGAGGCCGAGACCUCUGAGAGACUCCGUUUGGAAAAGGACAUGAAGGACGUGCAGACAAAGUAUGAUGGCAUAAAGAAACAGAUGGAGUUCAUGGAGAUGGAGGUCAUGGAGGCUCGGCUCAUCAGGGCUUCUGAAAUCAAUGGAGAGAUGGAUGAUGAUGACACAGGAGGAGAGUGGAGGCUAAAGUAUGAGCGAGCCAUCAGGGAGAUUGAGUUCACCAAGAAAAGACUGCAGCAGGAGUUUGAUGACAAGCUGGAGGUUGAACAGCAGAACAAACGGCAGCUGGAAAGAAAGAUCAGUGACCUGCAGGCUGAUAUUGACGAGUCUCAGCGAAACAUUCAGCAGUUAAAGAAAAAGAAUCAGCGACUGAUAGCUGAACAGCAGGACACUAAGCUUCACCUAGAGGGCCAACAGAGCCGGAACCAUGAUCUGGAGAAAAAGCAGAGGAAGUUUGACAGUGAGCUGAGUGCAGCCCAGGAUGAAGUGCAGAGGGAGAGGAGCUUGAGGGAGAAACUGACCCGUGAAAAGGACAUGCAGAGUGGAGAGGCCUUCAGCCUCAGACAGCAGCUGGAGGACAAGGACCUAGAAUUGCGUGCAGUUAAUUUGAAGCUCGACCAGGUUGAAGCAGAGCUGCAAGAUCUUAACUCCCAAGAAUCCAAGGAUGAAGCAUCACUAGCUAAGAUGAAGAAGCAGCUUCGUGACAUGGAAGCCAAGAUCAAGGACCAGGAGGAGGAGCUGGAUGAGCAAGCUGGCACCAUCCAGAUUUUGGAGCAGGCUAAGCUACGGCUGGAGAUGGAGAUGGAACGUUUGCGUCAGACACAUUUUAAGGAGGUCGAAAGCAAGGAUGAUGAGGUGGAGGAGAUCAGACAGUCAUGCAGUAAGAAGCUAAGGCAAAUUGAGGUCCAGCUUGAAGAAGAGUAUAAUGAAAAGCAGAAGGUGCUGAAGGAGAAGAGAGAACUGGAGGCAAAGCUGCUGUCAGCACAGAGCAAGGUGACAAAUUGUGACAUAGAGACUGAGAAACGCCUGAAGAAGGACUUAAAGAGGACCAAGGCCCUACUGGAUGAUGCCCAGAUCAUGUUAGACCACAUAAAGAGCAAUGCACCCAGCAAGAGAGAGGUCGCCCAGCUGAAAAGUCAGUUGGAAGAGUCUGAGUUCACGUGUGCAGCUGCAGUUAAAGCUCGGAAAUCCAUGGAGGUGGAGAUUGAAGACCUGCAUGUUCAGAUGGAGGAAAUCUCUAAAGCCAAACAGAUGCUGGAAGAACAGCUGAGCCGUCUUCAGAGAGAGAAGAACAACCUUCAUUCCAGGAUGGAGGAGGAUCAGGAGGACCUCAACGAGCUGAUGAAAAAGCACAAGUCUGCCGUGGCCCAGUUGGCUCAGAACUUGACUCAGAUAAAUGACCUGCAGUCUCAGCUGGAGGAGGUCCUCAAGGACAAGCAGGAGGUCCAGGAAAAGAUUCAAAUCCUCCAGAGCCAGCUGGAGUUCCAGGAGCAGUCCAUGGUUGAGAAAUCUCUUGCCAAUCGUCAGGAAGCCAAAAUCCAUGAACUGGAGACCAAGAUGGAGUUUGAAAAGACGCAGGUCAAACGACUGGAGAACCUUGUAGCUCGUCUAAAAGAAAAUGUUGAGAAGCUGACAGAAGAACGAGAUCAGUGCAUCAGCAGUGAGAAUCGUGAGAAGGAACAAAAUAGGCGUUUGCAGAGACAGAUCCGAGAUAUCAAAGAGGAGAUGGGUGAACUUGCUAAGAAAGAAGCAGAGGCAAGCCACAAAAAACAUGAGCUGGAGAUGGAUAUUGAGAGCCUAGAGGCUGCAAAUCAGAGCCUCCAGACAGAUCUUAAGCUGGCCUUCAAAAGGAUAGGUGACCUGCAGGCAGUUAUCGAGGAUGAGAUGGAGAGUGAUGACAACGAAGACCUUAUAAACAGUCAGGGUCAUUCAGACACAGACUCUGAGGUGGAGGAUCAUGUGGAUGGAGUGAAGUCCUGGUUGUCCAAAAAUGAUGAUUCUGCAAAGAAUCUGUCAGAUGAUGGCAGCCCAAAGAGUUUCAGCUCCCCCAGCCAAAUGCGCCUUCGCUCUGACAGAUCUGAUGAUGAGGAAGAGGAAGAAGAAAGGGAGGGAGGUCCAGAGCUGACGCUGGGCUUAUCCCGCUGCAGAUACAGAUAUAGCAGUCAUUUGAAAGAUGAUGAGAAGGAAGAUGUGUCCUAGUCCUCACUGUGCACUCUCUGGAGUGCACUCUCAGUCCAUUAUAAUACACUUUGUUUAGCAUGCAGAAUUGACAACAGUGUUGGACAAUCGUGCACAAUGAAAGUGCAAUGAUUUGCACUAACACAGACACUAUGAGUCAGUGGAGCUGAUGCAGCAGUUCUAUGCUAGUAACUACUUGCUGCUUUAUCCACCAGGGGUUUGGUUUGAAACUUAACUACACACUCUGCAAGAUAAAAUAUGCUUUUUCCAUUCUCUUUAUUCACAGUUCACACCUAAAACACCAAAAUUAUACAGGUCUCCAUACCACAAUGUAUUACUAGAAAGCAUUAGCUAGAAGUGCGUACAUUAUGUAACUGUUUUACAAUUAAUAUUAAGAAAAGCACCAGCCUCUUUUCUUUCUUUCCUUUUUUGAACUAGUGCCAUUUUUAAGAAACAAACAGGUGAACUGUGGUGCUUCCUGUGCUGCUGCACUGUAAAUCCAUGAUGCUUUAAUUAUCAUAUGCUCAUUGUAGUAACAUAAAAAGUUUGUUCUUCAUUGUCCUGCAAAAUGCUCAUAAAUGAUGCAUUCUUCAAAGAACGAGUGCAUCACUCGAAUGCUAAAAGACUUUGUUUUGCUAAUGGUUGACGAGUUUCAAGGUAACAUAAUAUUCCAAAGUUCAUACAAGUUCAAGACCUUUGUUGUGAUUGAAACCUGAUGGCUUUAUUGUUGCAUUUGCCAUUUACAUGGAGUCGGUUUUAACUUUGAUGUAGUUUACUUUUUUAUAGAAUCUAGCUGAUAUUGCACCAUUUCUUUUUUUAAGUUAUUGUUCCUCCAGAACUAAUCAACAUGCAUGUCUUUAAAACAUGUUAAAAUGCCUGCUUUAAAACAACAGUUUUUUUUCAAGGACUUGUUUUUUGUUUUUACCUAAUGAACAACAACACUGUCCAGGUUUUGGAGCAAAAUCUUGUUGUUUUUUGACAUCUAGGAUUAAUAAUGUUUCUGAGAAGAUUAUGUCUGGAUGGUACAUUGUCUUUCUGCUUCUGGAAACAAGAUGCUGAUACUGCAACAACAGGAUGUGAAUACAAGUUCUAGUCAACAAUGUUUUAGUCUUUUAAAAUGGUAUCAGCAGGGUUCUGGUUUUUACCUGUUGCUUCUUUACCUUACCACCACCUUCACCUCCUCGCACAAUAAUGGAACAGGUUAUAGUUGCCCAGGCCGCUAUUUUAAGCCCUUUGGCAAGAAUCACAGCUGUAACGAGGUCGGUACAACAGGAGUCUGGCAGUGGACGUGGUGAACUGACAGCAGAACCAUUUGGCAUGGUGUUUCUCUACAGAUACUUUAACACAUUUCCACCCAAACACACUAUUUAACUUCUGUUUGAACUCUUAGUUAAGGUAAAAUCUCAUACAAACACAUUGUCAUUUACAAAGCAUGAAUUAGAUCAACAUGCAAAACAAACUUAAGCCAACUUUCCAACUAAAAGGAUGUUUUAUGUUAACAGUAUGUUUGACUGAGAUCCCAGCUCUAGAGCCUCUGAGUUGAGUUGGUCCUUAGAGUGUAGCGCGUCAUUCCCAAUUGCUAACUGGAAAAGGUUAGUAAAACAAUAAUAACUUUGCAACAGUCUCAUUCACCAGUUGAAAGCAUUGAUGCAAACCACUGAUCAGUAGCAGCUCUGUGUUCUUCACAAAUCAUAAUCAGCUUAGUGCAAGUAUACAAAGAAUAUAUACCUAUCCUCAAAAUCACUACUUCAUGUCAUGACCAGUUCAAGAUGGUGCUGCCUGUUUCUAUUUUUUUCACCUUCACAUUUCUGCAGUGUGUGUCUGUGAAAGAAUUACAUGUUAGUGCAGCUGAUUUACUGCUUUCGUACAAACAAAUUUAAAACUUCCUAUAAACUACUUAAAUGAAAAACUGAAUGAUGGCAUUCUGCGAGUCAGAGUUGUUUUCAAAUGGUGUAAAUAUGUUAUCCAGAAAUAGGCUAUAAAUGGGUAAAAACAUUUAUGGGGCAUGCAGGAAUAUAUUUAGUGUACAAAACGGUGUCAUAGUUGGUAGUGAGAAGCUGAGGUAAAAGGAAAGAAGAGGCAGUCUGGCUUUACUCUAACUAACCAAACCCGCUGACACUGAGUGCAGUCUCUCUGUCACACAGUGCUCCAUGCAGUCACUUUGCCUCAUUGUCAGGGUUUAUGAAGUGUGUCUUUAAUCUUUUGGGUGGACCUGCUUCUCCUAUGAAAGGCAUUACAUUUCUACCACUUGAUUUUCUCUGGCAUUGAGGAUCUAUAUGUCUCCAUCAUUCCUAACUAACACACACACAACCUGUGGAAAAUCAUGUUCUAUGUCUUACAACUUAAACCCAGUGGUUUAGUUUUUUUAGUGUGUGUCACAUUAUGUUCAUUUUAAUUUUGAGCAGACCAUUUGUUUUUGAAUUUUAAUGUUUGCUCAGUCGCUUGUAAAGUGCGAAAUGCAGUUUGGCAAAGACUGAGGGUAUCUUCUCUGUCUAUGAGUUCUAUUGGGGGGAUUUUACAAUGUGUGGUUUUUGGAAGCCUUUUUAACAAUAUAUCUAUAAUUGACUCAAAAGUUAAAUAUGUAUUUUUACCGACAACCACCCCAUGUUUUUGGCCCUAACAUACUGCACACAGUAUGAUACAUUCUAGCUUUCUUGUUUUUUUUAUUCACUUAAAAGCGCUUCACCUGUUAACUUUAUCCUUGCAACAUUGCAAAUAAAUCUUAGUUAUUGACUUGAA
Girardinichthys multiradiatus is the source of this 9113-nucleotide messenger RNA. Its product is annotated as unconventional myosin-XVIIIa-like. The transcript has 43 exons. The coding region runs from base 234 to 6395 and encodes 2053 amino acids. NCBI's taxonomy places the organism in Eukaryota, Metazoa, Chordata, Actinopteri, Cyprinodontiformes, Goodeidae. Gene Ontology annotation, molecular function: ATP binding; cytoskeletal motor activity; protein binding. Gene Ontology annotation, cellular component: myosin complex. The record is from RefSeq and is a predicted model, not a curated record.